Messenger RNA from Ipomoea nil (Japanese morning glory), 1469 nucleotides. RefSeq lists its product as uncharacterized. NCBI's taxonomy places the organism in Eukaryota, Viridiplantae, Streptophyta, Magnoliopsida, Solanales, Convolvulaceae. The record is from RefSeq and is a predicted model, not a curated record. Gene Ontology annotation, molecular function: cysteine-type peptidase activity; deNEDDylase activity. The coding region runs from base 584 to 1378 and encodes 264 amino acids. The transcript has 9 exons. Gene Ontology annotation, biological process: proteolysis.
UCAUGAAGAAGGAUUGUGGGUUGACCAUCGGCCAUCAUAGUAUUUUGCUGUAUAUAUAGACAACCAUGACUGAUCAUACUAGAGAAACCUCUAGUCCAACCCCUAAAGAAACUUGUACUGUACCUAAAAGAAGAGGUCCCAAUUCAUGUAGAAUCUUGAAAAAGAAAAAGGGAAAAGGUGAAAUAUCAGUUCAGUUUGAUGAGUUUAAUAGGCCAGUUGGCGAGUAUAAAAAGAAAUUUGUCUCUUAUAUUGGGGCUUUGGUUCGCGAUAGAGUAAAUAUCAAUAGCGGCACUUGGCCCGACGUAGAUGCAACAAUUAAAAAUUCAAUUUGGACAGAUGUUAAGGCACAAUUUGGUCUUCAAGAUGAUGCACAGAAAUUUUUUGUAUUGAAAAUUACAUCAAAGAGAUGGAGAGACUUCAAGAGUAGAUUGAAGCAUGAACAUAUUGUCAAUAAGCACCCAAAGUAUGAGUCUCCCGUACAACUCUAUGAUUUCUUGAGUGAAGAGAGUUGGUUGGAAUUUGUUGCAAAUCGCGAGAGUGAGGAAUUCAAUGAGAAAAGUGAAAAGGCAAAGCAAAGGCAGGCAUGCAAUGUGCAUCCACACUUCCUACUUAUAUACGACCUCCAAUUGUUGGUGAAAAUGUGUUUUUGCUUUUGGGGACAUAUUGCAAGGACCUUGUCAGAGCGUUGUCAUCAUUUUCUGUUAAGAAAGAGUACAUUGAUGUGGAAUUGGAUUCUGCUGUUUUCCAUCAUGCAAACGUGAAUGCUGUUUAUGUGAUGAUAUGUGAUAUACAUGAUUUGUUGACAUUGGCUUGCCUCGAUGUCUCAAUUAUACAAGUGUUUAUGAUGUUUUUGAAUAAGCGGGGUAAGCAGCUUGGAGUGACAUCUAUCGGGUUUGCAUGUCCAACACAAAUUUCAGCAGAUAUGGGUCACUUAAAUUCCUCUUCUGUUACAUCAAAUUUCAUUAAGGUCAUGGAGGAACACAAUGAUCAGCAUUUCAUUUUGGCACCAUAUCAUGAAAAUAAUCAUUGGAUAUUGCUUGUGAUUUGCGCAUCUUCAAAAACAGUGUAUGUGUUUGAUCCUUUGAAAAAUGCAAGACACUUUGAAGUCAAAAUUUAUUUGAAUAUGGAAUUUCGAUCUCUUUCUACAAUUGGAGGAAGAACUAAAGCGAUUGAUUGGAAGCAAUGCAAAUGUCCACAACAGCCGGGAGGCACUGAAUGUGGAUAUUAUGUACUAAGAUACAUGUUAGAGAUCGUUACUAAGUAUUCAAAGGUUGAUUGUCUACAUGGGAUAUUUGAUAAUGAAGCACCCUACUCCUUGAACGACAUAGAUGAAGUUCGAGAGUUGUGGGCAGAAUAUUUUCUAGAAGAGUGCGUGUAAAUUUAUUUAGUUUAAACAUUAACUUAUGCUUAGUUUAUGUUUGAAUGUAGUGUUGAUUGUUAUUAUAUAUUGUGUUGAUAUUAUAAGUGUA